AUGUUGGUAAGAAAUAGGUAUCUGGGUGAACUGCUCAAAAACUCUCGAUCGUUUAGUGUGCUGAAUUCCUCGGUACGUUCAGGUCACAACAAAUGGUCAACCAUCAAGCACGGUAAAGCCAAGAAUGAUGCGGAACGAAACAAAAUUAAUAACAAGUUUGCAAACCAGAUAGCAAUGUCAGUCAAGUUAGGCAACGGUAUUACGGAUCCGAGCAUGAAUAUAAGAUUAGCCACCAGCAUCGAGCUAGCAAAUAAAAACAAUGUCAGCAAAAAAGUUAUUGAGAACGCCAUCCGGAAAGCUUCUGGAAGCAGCGCAUCGGGCAAGGACUCAAACGCUUCUGAGCUAUGUGUAUACGAGGGAAUGGGGCCCGGCGGGGUCGCUAUAGUGGUGGAAGCGCUGACAGACAACAAGAACAGGACCAUAGGUCUGAUAAGGAGUGCAUUUAAUAAAGCUAAUGGAUCGAUGACUCCAACGUUGUUUUUCUUCGACAAAAAAGGAUACGUUACAAUGGUACCUCCGAAGAUGUUAGACACUGAGGACAAGGUGCUAGAAAGCGUACUGGAGAUUCAAGGCAUCGAAGACAUUGCGCCUGUGCAGGAAGACGCAGAAGAUUUAGAGUGUGAUACCGAAACUGAAACUACAGGCCAAACUUACGAGGCGGUGAUGGAACCUGCCGAUACCAAUAAGGUGGCCGCCCUACUGAAGGAGCGUGGUUUCCACAUCAGAGACUUGGGCAUCGGCUACAAUGCCAAGCCGGAUAUGGAAGUUUUCGUGCAAGGCGAUGAAACGCUCGAGAAACUACAGAAACUGACCACAGCGCUCGAGGACAUCGACGAAGUGACGUCGUUGUACACUAACGCUAGCAACGCUUAA
This is a messenger RNA of Saccharomyces cerevisiae S288C, 873 nucleotides long. It is a transcript of the gene DPC29, whose product is annotated as post-initiation translation factor DPC29. Bases 1 to 873 code for a protein of 290 amino acids. Lineage: Eukaryota; Fungi; Ascomycota; Saccharomycetes; Saccharomycetales; Saccharomycetaceae. Gene Ontology annotation, cellular component: mitochondrion; cytoplasm. The record is from RefSeq and is marked reviewed. The transcript has a single exon.